Molecule: messenger RNA, 2322 nt
Organism: Colletotrichum higginsianum IMI 349063
Lineage: Eukaryota; Fungi; Ascomycota; Sordariomycetes; Glomerellales; Glomerellaceae
Exons: 2
Coding region: 1-2322 (773 amino acids)
Source: RefSeq, a predicted model, not a curated record
AUGGAGCGAGCGCAUUCUCUUCUCACCAGCACCACCCGAUCCAUUAGCAGCUCGCGGUCCAGUACUCGCUCGUCCCGCUCAAACUCAUUACUCAACACAACACCCAGCCCGGAGAAGGGGGAGUUCUUCCUCCCCGCGCCAGCCACCACGAUCUCACAGCCGAAAAUCAGGGUGCGGGCGAUACUAGGCCACUGCCUGUAUCGUAGGGUCGUGAUAUGGACCGUGACGAUAUCCAUGCUUAUCGCGCUGGCGUACCUCAACACGCCCUUAUACACACGAGACGGCAAGAUCUUGGGAGAUGACUACAGGAUAGGCGGCAUCGGGGACUCCCCGAAGAAGCAUGGCAAGCCAGCACCGCCCGAAGAAGACCUCAUCAUCGACAGUGACAUGCCGCCAUGGCUCAAGUUCAAACACCUCAACGGCUACUUCAACGGCCUCAAGUCCAUCGUCCCCAUCGCCAACCACACUCCCGAAUACCCCAACAAUUCUUUCCCGGCACCGGUCACAGCCGUGCCCAUUUACCAUGAUACCCCUCCCGUCCCCACCCCCUACGCAGCUCACCCGGAUUACGCAUCUACAGAGUAUCGGAGAGAAUACUACCCCGUCCGCGAAUGUUUUAUCGACGAAAACGACAAGGUUGCCGUCCCGGACAUCUACGCCUUCGACGGCGUACCUCAGAAUCAGCCUGACCCGGCCAUCGGCUCGCACACUGUGCUCGGCCUUCGCAAUGACGUUUGCUUCGAUCGUUUCGGACGCUAUGGCCCCUACGGUCUCGGGUACAGCAUCAGCGAGGGCGGCACGUCUCAGGGCCUGGAUACCGAGCAGGAGGGCGCCGAAGCCGUCUGGGCCAAGACUGGCAAGAUCGACUACAGCCGUGUCGACUGGGGCGACGCUCAGGAGCGGUGCGUUGAACGCAACAGCGCCCGCUUCAGCAACGGCACGGGGGAUAGCAGCUACAAUUCCAUCCACAGCGAGCCCGAAAGCACGGAGGGCGGCCUCAAGAAGACGGACCGCAUCGCCGUCGUUGUCCGCACUUAUGUUGGGUUCGAAUGGACCCAGCUCGCCAUUGUUAACUUCCGCGCCAUGAUCUCGGAGCUCUCGCUCAAGUCCGGCGGCGAGUACACCGUCCAUUUCCUCCUCCACGUCAAGGACAACGAGGCGCCCAUCUGGUCGGAUCCGUCCGUCAUCCAGAGCAUCCUCGACGCCAACGUGCCCACCGAGUUCCACUCCAUGUGCACUCUCUGGUCCGAGGCGGAGAUGAAGCUGUACUACCCCGGCCACUUCGCCGACGCCAUCGAGAACCCGUCCAACGGCGACAUCCACGGCGUCUACCGGAGCGCGCAGAUGCCCCUCCAGGUCUUUGCCCUCCAGCACCCCGAGUACGCCCACUUCUGGAACUGGGAGAUGGACAUGCGUUAUAUCGGCUCUUACUACGAACUUCUCGACCGCCUCGGGUCCUGGGCCAAGGCUCAGACCCGGACCCUCCUCUGGGAGCGGUCGGCCAAGUACUACAUCCCCGCUGAGCACGGGUCUUGGGACGAGUUCGCCAACAUAGUCGAGAAGGAGCUCAACGCUUCCGGCCGCCGCGCCGUUCUCGGCCCCCAGAUCUUCCCCGGCCGCAUGUCGCUCAAGAGCGAGGAAGCCGGCGCCUCGAUCCUGCCCCCCUCGUGCUCCCGCGGUAGCGAUCCGUCCGAGUGCGGCGUCGGCGAGGAAGCCGACCUCAUCACGCUCAACCCCCUCUUCGACGCGGACGAGUCCGGCUGGGUGUUCGCCAAGGACGUCACCGGCUACGAAAUGGUUUUCGCUCCGCCGCCGCGCCGAUGCGCCAUCGUCACGGCCUCGCGGAUCUCCCGCCGGCUCCUCGCUGCAAUGCACGAGGAGAUGUGGCGGAUGCACCACAGCAUGUUCUCCGAGAUGUUCCCGGCCAGCAUGGCGCUGCACCACGGCUUCAAGGCGGCCUAUGCGCCGCACCCCGUCUUCCUGGACCGGGCGUGGUAUCCCUACAGCACUAUCGAGAAGGCCUUCAACGGCGGCCGCGACGGCACCACGGGGGGCCACGGCAGCCCCUUUGAUCUCAAGAACGAGCACAACCACAAGGGCACGAGCUGGUACUACAACUCCGAGUUCGCCGGCCUCCUGUGGCGCCGGUGGCUCGGGUACGCCCAGAUGGACGGCCGCGGCAACAAUGGCGGCCGCGCCGGCGAGGGCUCCCUCCGCGGAGGGCAGGAAGAGGAGUCCCACAGGGACGGCUCGGGUCGGUUGUGCAUGCGCAGCAUGCUGUUGCACCCGAUCAAGUGGGAGAACCCGGGCGAGAGGAACUGA